AUGAAAGAUGCUGUUUGGAUUUCAAAGUUUCAGUUUUUAUGGUUUUUUCUUCAGAUCCGGCAAAUUUGUCUUGAAGAAAAUUUAACUGUCAUAGAAGAUUUUUGCUCAGAUGAUAAAAAAUGCAUUCUCAUUCCACAUUUGAAGGAUAAUACAUACUGCGGGAGUAAAUUGCAAGAGAACAUACUGGGUGAAGAAGAGAAGAAGAAACUGGCAAACAAAGAAGUUGUUGCAUUACUAAUGGAAGUGAAGAGUCAGCCUCUUGAGGAGAUGUGGAAGACUUCACAACCUUUAAUCUAG
Messenger RNA from Vicia faba (fava bean), 297 nucleotides. The record is from the annotation of a GenBank genome assembly. Lineage: Eukaryota; Viridiplantae; Streptophyta; Magnoliopsida; Fabales; Fabaceae.